Nasonia vitripennis (jewel wasp) is the source of this 11563-nucleotide messenger RNA. It is a transcript of the gene bark, whose product is annotated as protein bark beetle. The coding region runs from base 223 to 9126 and encodes 2967 amino acids. The record is from RefSeq and is a predicted model, not a curated record. NCBI's taxonomy places the organism in Eukaryota, Metazoa, Arthropoda, Insecta, Hymenoptera, Pteromalidae. Gene Ontology annotation, cellular component: membrane. The transcript has 26 exons.
UACACGAAAGUGAGCGGAAAGUGAAAAUAAGCACACACACUGCAGGAGAAGAAGGUCGAUGCAGCCGCGAGCCACAGCAGGAGACAUCAAGAUGACGAUGCGAGGAAGACGACGCGACGACCGGCGAGCCGAUGAUUCGCACUCGAUAAGCUUGUGUAAUUAACGGGUGAGCGAUAACGCUGCCGCUUAUUUCGCACGGAAUAACAUAAGACACUCGCACCGAUGAGAAAGACGAUGAUGCCUCGGCUACUCUGGCUGCUUCUACCGCUGCUCGGCGCUCGCGGGCUCCUAGCCGCGGCGCUGCAGGAGACGACCGAGUCCUCCUCCAUCUACUACACCGAGCCGAACUACGCGAGCUCGAACUCGGUCGAGUCCGGCUACCGAGGACUGACCGAGCUGCCCGGUGGCAAGAUCGUCAGGGGACGGAGACUACUCGAACGAGCCAAGAGCCCCUACGUGCUUCGGGAAGACCUAUUCGUGGAACGGGACGCCGAGCUGAGCAUCGAGGCCGGCGUGGAGGUGCGCUUCGCGCCCAUGAUCGGCAUCACCGUGCGCGGCGUCCUACUGGCCGAGGGGGAGGAGAGCCAGCCGAUCGUGCUGACGGGUGCGGAAGGUCCGUCCGGUCGGGCGGAGCCCCGUUUGGUCCGACUCGUCGAUGGGCCGAGUCCGCUCGAGGGCAGACUGCAGAUCUUGCACAAGGGAGAAUGGAGAUCGGUCUGCAGCAAUUCGAGAAACUGGACGAGGGCCGAUUUGGAGACGGCAUGCCGGGAGCUGGGCUACCAGGGCGGCCGUUGGUGGAGCUGGAUGGACCGGCAAUGGCCUGCCCGGCCUCGACUGCUCUACGAGCAGCCACAAUGUCGCGGCACCGAGGCGUCCCUGCAAAACUGCGGGAGAUGGUCCCAAAGGGCUCUCGGUGCCGGAGUGUGCGAUUACCACCCGGACCUAGGUAUCUCGUGCUCGCCGUUCCACGACGGAGCGACGGCCGCGAUCAAGCACUGGCGGGGCCUGCGCUUCGAGCAAGCGCUUUACGACAGGCCACUGAUACAGGAGAACACGCUGUACGUGCGCCGGUCCAAGUCUAUCCUCAAGUUCGUCGAGAUACGGCAUGCGGGAACUGGGCGCGAUUUCAACGUGACGUCGGCGCUGCACGUCGAGGGCGUACCGCCACGAAUGGAAUCGAUCUCGAUAAUCGGCUCGUCGUUCACCGGCAUCAACGUCACCAUUCCCGAUGCGCCCAUUGUAAUCGACAACUGCACCAUUCAAAGCAACAAAGGAUACGGAAUCUACAUGAACAGCUCCACCGGGCUGGCCCACAUACACAACUGUGUAAUAGUAGGCAACGGUGCGGAUGGGGUCAAGUACGUUCACCACGACGAGCGGCCAGACGAUAAACCUGACCGGGCGGACGUCUACGAUCUCUGCACCUUCCCCACGACGGCUAGUCAAACCUUCCCCGUGACGAUAUCUGUAGGACAAAGCAAGUACGCGCCGAAUCAGAAACGGUGCCCCCAGCACAUUUUCACGAGACCGGGCCACGUUCUGACGGUGCACUUUUUACAAAUGAAGACUGACCGAAACGAUAGUGCUGUUAUCGAAGUGUACGAUGGAAUAGGUACCGGAGAAAAGUUACUGGCUCGCGUCAAAGUCAGGAACGGAACACUGCCGCAGAGUGUCACCACCAGUAGGCAGAAUUUGUACAUCAAAUUCUUUGCGGAACCACGCACUUCCAUGGUUGCUUUCCUGCGUUUAACGUCGGGAUACAAAAAAACAUACGAUUUAAACGUGACCGGCAGUACGAUAGCCGACAACAGCGGUCGAGGCAUUGCCGCGGAGAAGCUUCGCUCCGCUCUGCACAUCGACAACACGGCUGUGUCGAACAAUCGCCACGUGGCCGGUGUCCACGUGCUAGGCGGAGUUCCCGAAGUCAACGUUACCGGCAGUCGAAUCGCCUUUAACCGAGGCGACGGCAUCAACAUCACCGUUACCGGUGGUAGUCGUAACGUGUCACGGAGCAGCAUCUCCUCGAACCGCGGCUAUGGCUUCGCCGUUUGGCUAAAUGAUAGCUCGUCCACAGAGUAUGUGCCGUUCAAUCAAACGACUGUCGUAGAGUAUUCUGAGAUCUUCCGAAAUCAAGAUAUCGGUAUUCUGGUUGGAAAUUCAACGGGAAAUUCGUACGUAAAUGUAACCGGUAAUUGGUUCAACAGCAGCAGCGAGACAGCAGUUCAGAUCGAAUCGAGCUGGCGCUAUAAUCAGAACAAACUUAAGCUCCGGAUCGGCCACAACAUGUUCGUGCAAAACGCUAAACUGGGCAUAAAACUUAGCCCGGCUCUGAACGUGGAUGGAGUCAUCGAGUACAACCACUUCCGUGAGCACACUUAUGGCGGUAUUCUCGUGCGCAAUCCCCUCCUAGAAGAGUUCAACGUUCUUCCGGCUGAUUUGUUGAUUCAGCACAACGAGUUCUAUGACAACAAAGGGUUCUUUGUUGCCAGUUUAGGACUCUCUCCUUACAGCGACGUUCAGCGUCUCCUGUUUACGAGAAACUUUUUGAGGGAUAAUCGUGUCAGAGAACCGUUCGAUAACGGGGACAUUCAGGGAUCCAGUUUGAUUCCGAGAUCGAGGGUGUCUGCGGUGGUCGUUGUCUCGUCGAGCAACGUCCACAUUUUCAGGAAUAUCCUGCAUAAUCCUGAAUCGAACUAUGAAAUCGGUUCACAUCUAGAAGACCAGAGCAAGAUAAUUAAUUGCACGUACAAUUGGCUGGGCUCCGGAGAGCAGCCGGAAAUAUUCGAGAGACUCUUUCAUAGAAAGGACAGGUACAAUUUGGCGAAGAUAGAGUACAUGCCAUACCUAUUGCACAGCAGUAAUCCGGCAACGAAUACGAUAAACCCGAACCCGACCUUCGUGCCGCGCUUCCUGGCACCCGGCACCAACAUCGUCGGCGGUGAGGUCGACGGCCAGGAGACCCUGCAGGCGGGCGAGUACAUUGUCAAGCGCGACAUAAACGUCCGGCCCGGCGGCAAGUUGAUCCUUCAGCCUGGAGUCACAUUGCGCUUCCCACCCGCGGUCGGCAUCAUGGUCGCGGGUAAACUGGAUGCGCAUGGAACGAAGCCCAGCAACAUCCUGAUGACCCUGAAGGAGGAGAUCGUCGUUAGUGCGGACAACGAGACGGUGAUGGAGGAGAUGAUGAUGGGCGAUAACGCCGAGCCCAUGAUGGAGAUGCCUGUGGUACCUGAAGUUAGCAAGGUACCGGUUAGGCUGCUCGGCGGCAAGACCAGUCACGAGGGAAGACUACAGGUGCGAGUUGGAGAGAAAUGGGGCACGGUCUGCAACUAUGGUUGGACGAUGCGCGAUGCGGCCCUGGUCUGCCAUCAGCUGGGGCUGACCCUUGAUCCGGACAACUGGUAUAUGGAACGCAAUCAGAUUCCGAGUGCAGGCACCAAUGAGGACAUUAUCCUCAGCAACGUGCAGUGCACCGAGGACGACAUCGAUGUCUCGCGCUGCAAGGCCGAGACCAUGGACGAGUUCGAGAACUCGUGCACCCACGAGAACGAUGUCGGUGUCCGGUGUACCGAGGCUGCCUGGGCUGGAUUAAGACUGGGACCGCUCGCGCUCAGGAGUGAUCUGCAGUACAUCACCAUCGAGAAGGCCGGCUUGUUGGAUUACACUACCAAUUCAUUCAAGCCCGCCUUGCAGAUGGACUUUGCCCGGCAUUCGCUAGAAGGUGUGAAAGUAGUCAACAACCUCCAGGACGGUCUGGGCGUGCUCUACUCCGACAUAUACUCCGCGGAUGCAGUAAAUACUGUCCGCAACAGCGACUUCUCCAACAACAAGGGCAGUGGCAUAAGUUUCAAACAAUUGGGACUCCGCAUCACCAACUCACGACUCAAGGACAACAAGAUCGCCGGUAUCCGGCACAAUCCCGCGUUCUCUGCAGUUCAGCAGAGGGAGCUUGCAGGAUGGUUCAUUAGUUCGCCAGACACGUCGCUCGAUUCCACCUACGAUCCGGUACUUGUUCCAGAACACAGCGCCGAUAUUGAGUUGGCCAUGGGCGAGACGAAGUAUCUCGUCACCUCUAAGGUCUCUGGCGAAGCCAUCGACCGAUACCAUCACAUUAGAUGCACGCCAGGAUACGUAGUCGGCAUUCAGCUGCUGAAUCCGAUACAAAACAGAAGUACCGAACAGAUAAUUUUACACGACUCGCAGAACAUUAAGCAUCGAGGAAACAUAUGGCAUGUAAAGAGAGAUCUCACGGUAUUUCCGGUCACCUCCAGCUCCUAUAUUGUUGUGUUCGAGUACCACAGCGGUGACAACGCUUUGGGCGGUACCGUUAUUGUGCUUACUGCACUUCCUGCCCCUCUUCAGGAUAUUAAAAAUCGCAUAGUUCGCGGCCCAAUUCCUACCCUGAGAGUAUUUAAAUCCGAAAUUCGAGGCAACAAACAGGGUGUGCUCGCCUCGUACUACAACAGAUACCUUGACGAGUGCGGCGAUCACUACCUUCGCAAGGCCAACGAGUCUAUUCAGCUGAUUAAUUGUGAAAUUUCUCACAAUUACGAGGAGGCUAUCUUCGUUAACUCUCCUCAUUGGAACGUAUUCAAUUCAAACAUUUCUGAGAUAUCCAUCCAUAUCAACAAUACUUUGAUUACCGACAACGGCCGUGGAAUAAUUCAGUACAGCCGCGAUAUGCGGCAGUCCAACAACCUCUUCCACUGGGUCAUUAAGGACAGUACGAUCGAGCGUAACCAAGCGGGCGGGUUCGAAGUUGCCCUUCCCUAUGUUUGGCAGUACAACGAGAACUUUACUCACUCGAUCUACAUGGACAAUAAUACCUGGCAGGCAAACGAGCAGUUUGGCUUCGUAGUAGACGGCCACUUUGCUACCUUCAACAUGUCUCGCAAUCGAUUCGAUGGCAACCGAUGCAAGACCGGUCUAAUUUCGGUACGAGGUAUGGAGAAGCGCAUGAAGAUCGAAGCGAACAAAAUUGAGAGAAACUCCGGAAGCUUCAUGGUAGAAUUCAAGGCGGACAGUCAGUCAGAAAUUAUGGGUGACAUUGACGCGAGGUUUAUGUUUAACGAAGUCAAGGGGAACAACAAGGGGAUCGUAGCCAGUCGAGGUUUCCACCAGAUGUUCGACUCGCCAACCUAUGUUGUGGGUUUUCACGGUAUUCAGAAGGUGCGCGUAAACAGAAAUCUAUUUGGCGAGAAUUCUCUGGAUUACGAGCUGCUUGCUGGAAUAAAAACUGCGAAGAUCAACAACAAGGUAGAUGUCACCGAAAACUGGUGGGGAACUGGUCAGGAUCUUCAGAUCAGGCAACGAAUUUUCGACUUCGAUGACUGGAACGAUCACGCGGUUGCGGACUUCCGUCCCUAUUUAACUACUGACUCACUCGAUUCAUCAAUAUCAGCCUCUUACGAACCAAUCACCCAAGUGGAUUUAAACAAUCUCGGAGGUCGCAUAGUCGACAACCUCUCUCUUUAUCCAAGGGCCGAACCUUACGUUAUACGCUCGGACAUUACUGUAAUGCCUGAUGCCACGCUUUAUAUCCAUCCGGAUGUCGUAAUGGAAUUUGCGCCGAACGUGGGUAUUUUAGUACUUGGCACAUUGAAAGCUGUCGGAGCUCCUGGACAUGAAAUUGUCAUGAGACCCAUCAGCGAUGGCAAUGAAGUGCCGAUGACCAAAAAAAGAAAUGUUGAUGUUGAGACUAUUAGGCUUUGCAAGGAGGAGAAUUGCACCAGCUCUACGAAUGAAGGAUUUGUGGAAUAUUUCAAUCGCACUACCCUGCAAUGGAUACCGCUCUGUGAUACUCGAUUCACGGAGCGCAAUGCGCAAGUAGCCUGCCGUCAGCUAGGCUUUGAACCACUCAACGUUUACGUCUCGAAAGACAGACGAUACGAACUACAUCCAGGCUCACUAUCCAGAAUCUGGUCAUGGCCAGAACCUUUACAAUGUACGGGCAACGAGGAGAGAUUAGAAGAAUGUCAGAUCCGUCUUAAUGGCCAGCUCUUCGGUCACCGCUACGAAUGUCCUUGGGAUGGACAAUUUGUUUUCCUUCAUUGUGGACAGCGUAACCUCGAUUCAGCGCUCAACUACUGGGGUGGUAUUCGCAUCGCUAACAGCGAGUUCGAACACUACCUCUACGAGUACCGAAUUCACGACGUCAUCACUCACGAGACACUUCGUAGGGUUGAAUCGGUUUUAAAAUAUGUCAACAUUACUGGAGCAGGUAUACUACAUAAUGAGAGAUCACCUGCUGUACAGAGCAUCAUGAAGUCACCUUCGGUUACGAGGGUCAGCGUUAACCAAAGCGCUUAUCAUGGAAUCAAUGUUAUUUCACCUACACAUACGAUCGAGCUGCUUUUCAAUCAAGUGAAAGACGUUUUUGGUAACGGUAUCAACGUCUUGUCACUCACGGGCGAAGGUCGCGAGGCAGAAGAAAGUUCCUUCUCUCCGCUGAAGGAUCUAAACAUACCCUACCACCUGUUCAGCAUCGUCGACAUCUGUGAUACUACUAAAGAGGUUACUAUAGAAGAGCGCGUGCUUAUUUACUACAAGUACGAUAACAAUCCGGUCAACUGCGUCAAAAUCUUCCGCAGCAGUCACCGUGCUAAGCCUUUUGGAUUCAGACUCUUACAGUUCAAUCUAUUUAAUUCUACUGGGAAACCAGGCAGACCGGAUAGCUUAACGCUUUAUGAUGGCGACAUUUACAAUGUAACCGUCAAGAAAAUCGACGAGCUAUAUGCUAACAGUCCUCUGGAGAAGAAACUAUUCCGAACGGAAGGACCAAGCUUAAGCGUCAAACUUUUUGCAACUGGUGCUAGUAACGUGCAUGGUUUCAUUGCCGAAGUUGUCACCUUACCUAUUUCUGCAAUUGGAUUUAAUCGAGAUGUGCAGCACAACAUAUCUUACUCAGUAAUUUCAAAGUGUCAAGAAGGUGCUGUAAAGUAUUCGAGCGCCGGAGAAGUUAAUGCUGUUAUCACGCUCGAGAGGAAUCAGUUCGUGGGGAACUGUGAGAAGUUAUAUGGAAACUUUAGUACUUGUGGUGCUGCUGUUUCUUUGGAUAUUCAAAAUACCCAAUCCGUUUACUUCAGAAAUAAUUUAGUCAUGAAAAACCAAGGGGGCCUGAGAAUUAGAGCAGAUUCACGCGGUUCCGCAACUUCGCUCAAAGGUUGGAUUCACAACAACCUGUUCAACGAAAAUUACAACAAACCAGCGUUAUACGUGGAAGGUCGUCAAAGUAGUCCGUACCAAGAGGUGACAAUAUUCCGCAACUACUUCACCAAGAACAACGCUAGCUUUGAGAACAACAUCGUUUUAAAGCAAGUCGUCAGUAACAUGACGCUAAACUACCUUCAUGGUAACUUGGGAAAACACCUUUUGGAAAUUUCUGGUUUUGAGAGGGUUAGGCUUCCAAUUUACCAGAGUACAUCCCAUAAUGGUUUUUACAAAAAUUACGCGGUAGAUCGCGAAGGAAGAAGUACGAUUGUCGCGGGUACUCCGGGUCAGCAGUACGUGGAUAAUAUUUUCUUCAAUCCUGACAACGAUUACGAGAUGUUAACCAUCAACAGAUCACUCGUGGUCGAUGCCGAAUGGUACACUAAUCAAUUGGAAAUGUGGAGAUCAAGUGUCGACGCUCGUCACAACUAUUGGGGCUACAACGAGACACUCGCGGUGGCCGGUCGCAUUCGUGAUCGCGGAGACUCACCAGAACUUCUGCAGGUUGAAUUCCAACCUUACCACAUGAACAAUCAGUCAGUGCUGACUGGCAAGUGUCCGCCGGCUUGGGACCUAGUCGGUGAUACUUGUUACAUCUACAUAGGCGCGCCGAUGGAUUUCUUCGCUGCACGUGAUUUCUGCAGAUCUGCGAAUGCUUCAAUGCCAUUUAUUAUGGGUGACUACAUUGAGCUAUGGAAGUUCUUAAAAAAACAACAGGAACGUUUUGAUUACUCCGAACGCGUCUGGAUUCAGCAGAUUGAGAAAGUUGAUCAAUGUACGAUGUUUACCUAUCAGACGACAGAAAUAGAUCAUUGUGGUCAGCCAAAUCCAUUCAUUUGCGAAAUCGAUCCCAGAAUUUACAUCGAUCCGUUGUCCUGGAGAAAGGAUAUUGUCGCGGUCGGGGUGUUGAGUGCAAUAGCAGUUGCGUUGCUCUUAUUGGCAGCUGCCAUUGCUCUUUGGGUCUCAAAGUCUAAGAAGCGACAAGUCGAAAGACUCGAGAGGAGAAAUUCAAUCCGACAGUCACUUCAUUCACUACGUUCAGUAGGUUCUACAUCCGGCUUUUCAGAGCUAGCGUACCAAAGAAGAAAACCAAUAGCGACAAAGCAGUCUACCGACACACUGAAUUCGCGUUCCCUGGAUUACAAGAAGAUGUCAAAUGGCGGCAGCUUGGACUCCAUGGACAAGUCCCAGUUGAAUUCAUCACUCGAAGACAAUCAAUGCUAUGACGUCUACGAGGCGCACAAUCCACGCUACUCACCGGGCACAAGUAGCGGCGUUACCGGGCAAAAAUUCGCCGGUGACAAUCCCGCGUAUGAUUUAACAUAUCGCAACGAGGGCUUCCGAAACCACUCCACCUUCACCUCCAGAAAUAACAGCGCUUGGCAGUCCGAGGCUAACAGUGUCGCUGCUCCUGAGGAAUUAGCAACACCAAGCAGCGAACACGUGGACGUAUCCUCGGGCUACCUGCACAACGUCUCCACACUCCCCCUGAACUCGAGUCUCGGUACAUCUGACUCAAUCAGCGAGCUCAAACGAGACCUGCGCACCACCAACUCUUCGAUCGACUAUGAUAACGUAGCCGUGCACAAUGGCAUGAACGGCGCCGGUAGUCACUACGACAACAGCCCCGUCACCCCGGGCUCCGAGCCCGUUCCCGAAUACUUCAGCAGCCAUCACAGCGCUGCGACACUACCCCACCCCCACCAUCACAGCAAUCACCACAAUUACUAUUACGAGGAUAGGCCGAGGAGCGAGGCCCUACUUGAGACGAAUCUCGACGAAGACCGACCGCUCCGAUCCAAGAGUGAGGCCAUCCUCGAAACGAAUUUUGACGCGUUCACCCCGAACGAGCCCACUGAACUCACCCAGCUCUCGACCGCCGGCAGAAGUAAGAGCCAGCCGCUCGAGACUGCGAUGUGAUUUGCAUGAUUAGAAAGCUUGCAUGCUAGUUUUGCGUAUAUUCUGUAAUUAAUUUUUUUUUUCGCUCACGGACUACCGAGGAAUCGCAGUGCAGACUCCUUCGAUGAUCUUAGGAAUACUGCAGCUGAAUUUAAAUUCCGAGGCGUUCGUUGUUAUGAUCUCUUAAAGACACUCAGUAAUGUAAUACCGCAGAAGUCCCGAAGGCAUCUCUGAAGUGCAGUUUCCAAAAGAUUCGUUUGGAAAACCGAGAUAUCCCGAGAGUAGAGCUCGUUGUAAAUAGCUGCAUAUGACACUAUCUUUCUUGACGACGAAUUGUACAAAGAGUUAUCCAUGGCGAUGCCGCGAACCCUCUAUAGCCGUCUUUCUUUUUUAUUUUAUACAUCGUGGUUUGAGACAUCGUUUAAUUAUAUACUUUCUUGUUUAUCGAUUAUUGGAACAAUUGUUGGUAAUGUUCACUAGCACGCGACGACAGCGGUGUUUACGGGCUCUCUUCUCGGGCCCUAAUCUAUUUAUUUUGUAAGUUAGUUUAUACAAUGCGACUAUUCGUUAUAUAUUUUCAUCAACGUCAUCGAUAUAGCAAUUUCGUCGUUGCUAACAUUUGUAAUUAUUUAGUUCAUAUCGUAUAUACAUAUAUAUAUAGUCCAAUGAAUGACAAUGUUCGAAUUGAAUCUAUACAUAUAUAUUUUGGUAAUCUUAUUUUAUACUUACAACUUUUUUAAGUGAAAUAAUAGAAUUGAAACAAAAGAUCAUGCGUUAUUUAUAUAUGAAACCUUUUUUUUUACUACGAAGUAUAUUAUAUAUAGAAAAUUAUAGAUGAUCACUGCCAGGACUUUCAAUUAUUAUUCUCAAAGAGUCGCUCGAUGUGAUAUGAAAGCGAGCGACGCCUGAUAUGUAUCAUAGAUGUCUAACCUUUUUCACUAACAACAUAAUGGAUAAGUCGAUAAAUAUUAUAAAUAAGAUUUGCGAAGUUUUUGGGGACACUCGCAUUGUCUUUUUCUAGCUUUUGUGCUUUAACUAUAUUAACUCUAUACAUCUGCUUUCCUUCUAUAAAUCUUUAAGUCUCAAAUCCCCAAUCACAGGUACGUCCGUCCAAUUUUCGUAGGCGCGCUCAUAGUUUUUACGGCGCGCUAGCCGAGAUGCGAAUUUCCCUUGUAAUAAUAGUUGGCCUACAGAAUUUAAAAUUGUUGUAUGAUUACUCUAUUAUAAGAUGGCAAUGAUGUCACUAAUAUAAAGAAGAUUCACUUCUAACUGUUUUGUGCAAGACGACGAUACAAUACGUUAUCAUAUUUAUAAUGUUCGAGAUUAUCAAAAUAAUUAUAAUGUAUUGUAGCUUUGGGCCUGCAUAAAAGAUAUUUUAUAUCAUAAAAAAAUUCUCUAAAACGUAAAGAGUGAUGUCACGACAAAAGAUAUACUCAAUCGUUUUGAUAGUGUGCCUUUGAUAGUGUCUCACGAACGAAUAAGUCGAAUUUUACAAGGGAAGCCAUCUCGUGCACUUAGAAUUGUGUAAGAAAUUUGUACAUUGAAUUAUUUUAUAUUUCCGAAUAGCAGUUUUUAGUACUACGAGAAGUAUGUGUGUACAUUUAGAUUUUGUAUGUAAACUUUUUUUAAACAUAAUUUAGUAUGAAAUAAAUCUCGUAGUACUGAAAAUAUCAUAAUCGAAGUUAGACAUAUAUAAAAGUAUACAUUUUGUUAUAAAAUUUACAAAUAUUAUUUCGCUACAUAUUCUCUUACUAGGUAUUUUGAUAAGAUCGCAAUUAUUGUUAAUAUUCGUAAAAUAAGAUUUCCAAGAAAUGACAUAUUCUAUAGAAGAUAGUAUCUGUGAAAGUCAACGAUAAAAUCGUUUGAAUAAUCGCAUGAUUAUUUAAGUUAUUUAAGACUAUUAUUUCGUACGUUACUUAUGAAAUAUUGCGCGAAACGCAUUCGACUUAGCAGUUUUUCUUACAUUUCUCCCUUUAUCUUUGAAUAUUAUUUAGGAGAACAUAAAAUUAAGUCUGACCUGCGUGCGUAUUUUGAUAUUUAUACACAUGCGGUACAUAGAAAGUAAAGUUAUUGUUUAAGUUUCGGACGUUGUAUUCCAAUCAUUAAAUAUGUAUCAAAAAAUAUAAGAUAGAGAACGCGAAAAGAAAUGCACGAUCCGCUGAUUAUAGUUCAUAAAACCAUCGCCCACCACUAGUAUCGUGAUUGUUAAUCUUAAAUUUGCAUCUUUAGUUAUAUGGUAGACUAAGUAUACGUAUACAAUUAUUAUUUCAUAUCGUUAAAUACGAUCGGCGAUUCGUGCAUUUGAAAAUAAAGAAAAAAUAAAAAAGACGCUUGUAUAUUUUGACUAUGUACUUGAACACGUACAUACGUAGUGUAGGUAACUCGCAGGUUAACGAACUUGAAGAGCUUAUAACUGUAAAAAAAAGAUAAAUGAAUAAAUUGUGUAUCAAAAAUAAAA